AUGUACGUGUUCAACGCGCUGCUGCGAUCGGAAGCCGCCGAGAAAGCCGCGGCGGCGUCGAAUAUGAACGCGAAAUCGACAGCCGACGGCGUCGGCGCCGCGACGGACGACGACGACGACGACGACGACGAGCGCGAGGUGGACGUCCAUCGUCACAAAGGGUGGGGUGUGACCGACACGAAGCAGCCGUUACAAGACGCGGUGAUGCGCGUGGAGAACGCGAUGCGGACGAUGAUCGAGGGCGGGGUCGAACCCGACUUGCACUCGUUCAUGGCUCUCCUCGGCGCGUACGCGAAGAUUGGGGACAUCGCGAGCCAGGGCGACGCGCUCGUGGGGAUGCAGCAGCGGUCGAUAACGCUCGAUACUUGGGCGUUUAACACGCUUCUGCGAGCGUGCGCGGUGGCGUGCGACCUCGACUCGGCGAUGAAAAUUCGAUCGCAGAUGCGCGUCUCCGGCGUCGCGGCGGACGACAUCACGUUCCUGCACCUCUACACCGCGUGCGCGCGCCGCGCGCGCCAAGUCGCGCAGAUGCUCGGAGACGCUUACGCGGACGAGGAGACGACGGCGUCCGCGGGCGUAGUUUGGGACGACGACGGCGCGUGGGACGACGACUUCGGCCCGGGCGAGAGCGCGCGCGGUCGAAAAAGACGCGUCAAGGCGGAGUCGCACGCCGCGUUGACAGGGACGUUGAUCGCGCCGCCCGCGAUCGUCGGGGUCAAGGACGUCGCGUCGCUCGCGGCCGCGGCCGCGGCCGAGGGGAUCUCGUCGAUGCGAGGGAUGAUCGCGCGCGGCGGCGGCGCGGACGCCGACGAGCUCAAGAAGGCGUGUCCGUACGAAGCCGUCCGAGGCGAUCUCGACGCCGCCGCGUCCGGUGGGUCCGGCGGGUCCGGCCGGCGGCGCGCCGUCGCGUCCGUGUCGAACCCGGGCCCGCGGGGCGAGCCCCCUGAGCUCGCGCGCGCGAGAAACGCGCUCUUCGCGUUCAGGGACGACAUGACCGAGGCUGGCGUCGCGUUCACCCCCGCGUGCGCGUCGGCGCUCAUAAACACGCUGGGGUCGCUCGGCGAGUUCGACGCGAUGAUGCAGGCGCGUUCUAUCUCACACUGGUCCCCAUACGACCGCUUUCUUCGAUCGCCGCCGCCGGGGCUGGAGCCGAACGCGCGCAUGUACACGAACGCGAUCCACGCGCUCGCGCGAUCGCAGCACCACUGGAGACGCGACCGCGGCGGUCGCUACCUCGGCAGCGAGGAAGACACCGGCCCGAUCGCGGCGUUGAAGCUCGCGGACGAGAUGAUCGCCUCCGGGUUGAAGUUUCAGGUAAACAUGGACUCGUUCAACAUGCUGUUCAAGUCCGCGCUGGAGAUCAACGCGUUCGCGCAGCUCGCGGGGGAGAUCAAGGCGUCGUACGACGAACACGUCGAGAGAGGCGACGCGCACUCGGGCGGAUUUCAAAACCGCGCGAUGCUCCCGAACGCCUUCACGGAGCAGAUCCUUCGACGGACGGUGGCCAAGUCGCACGCGACGGACGCGCACGUCGCGCACGAGCUCUUGGUGCAGUUCGGGUUCGAGAAGCCGGACGAGAUCGACGACGGCGCGUGGAUGUCGUUGGACGAGCGCGCGGCGUUGAAGCGGGGCGGGGGAGGGGGGUCCUACGUCGGGCCGGGGAGUCGGAACGACUUGGACCGGUACGGCGACCUGAGCGACGAGGCGUUCGAUGACGUCGAUCGCGACGACGACGGCGACGACCGCGCGUCGACGGGGGAUUGGGGGUUGGACGAGCACGGGGAGUGGGGGCCGCUUUCGUCGGACGACGACGACGCGAGCGGCGGCGAAAGUGAAAGCGGCGAAAGCGAAAGCGACGGCGACGGCGACGGCGACGGCGACGGCGAAAGCGACGGCGACGGCGACGCCCGGCGCGCGUCCAAACGGCGGUGGGGGCGCAAGAGCUGA
Micromonas pusilla CCMP1545 is the source of this 1947-nucleotide messenger RNA. RefSeq lists its product as uncharacterized. The transcript has 3 exons. The coding region runs from base 1 to 1947 and encodes 648 amino acids. The record is from RefSeq and is a predicted model, not a curated record. Lineage: Eukaryota; Viridiplantae; Chlorophyta; Mamiellophyceae; Mamiellales; Mamiellaceae. Gene Ontology annotation, molecular function: protein binding.